AUGUCGACGCCGACGCCGAUGAAACAUGCGCCCUCGCAGCAGGGCCGCACACCCUCCCAGUCCCAGCACGGCGCCGUCGCCACCCCCGGCGUGUCGACGCCAUUCUCCCAAGCCCACGCGGCCUUCUCGCCCCAGGGCGGGCCUAGAUCGUCGCCGCAGACCAUAAGGAGAUCUCCCGCGACGUCAACUACAUUGAUGGGCCACUCUGGCAAUGCUCCAGUCAACUUUGAUAGCCCCUCGGCCGCCGCUGCCCUGGGCGCCCUGGGGAUAGGCGGUGGCUUGGACCUGAACCUCGAUGGCGUCAGUGUGGGAGGUCUAGGUGGUCUCGGGCUGGGUAGGGCCGAUGACGACGAGAGGGCGAGGAGGCUCAAGGGGGUCAUCGAUAUACUCAAGAAAUCAAAAGGCUACGUCAGUGAGGCGGGCCUGGAGCGCCUUGCCCAGAUGACUGGGCUGGAGUGCAUGUGGGAGGAAGGCAAGGGCUCAGACAAGUCGCGCACACUGAUCAUUGCUGGCUCGGCGCUCGCGCUCGAGGUCGUCUUCAUCAACAAUAUCGUGCAGGCCGUGAACCUGACCUUUCCCGAGUCGGCCGAAAUGGUUAUGCGACACGUCGACAAGGCAGGCCAGAUUCUAUUCAACGACCUGAAACUCUUACCCCACGAGAGCCCCUUGUGCAAGAAGCUGGACAAAUUUGCCGCCAACCUCGAGAGCCUCGCCGUGUUGGACAAGCUGAGCGUCAUCCCCGGGCUUAACCUGCACGAGGCCGUCGCCGGCAUCUUUGAGAGCUUGCAUCGGCUGCACAAGUGGGACGUGAAGAAACUGCGCGAGGACCCGGCAAACUCUGGCAAGACCGAGGAGGCGCUAGAGACCAUGGCUCUCUGUGCGCGACACGGGAUGCCCGUCAUGCACGCGCGGGAACGCCUCGGCUUGAGCCUGGACUACUGGAAGGAGAGGCAUCACACACCGCCACUGACGAAGCGGACAAAGGAACUUGCCAAGCUCGACGAGAGGACGUGGGCUAUCCUGAUCGAGUGUGCACCGAUAGGUGACAUGGUGUACGCCUCAAUACGGAUUUCGGACACCUGGAUCUCACCCGAGGUCGAGCAGCAGCCCACCGAGCCUAGUCUGCUCCCGCCCACCCCCGACGAACCUCUUCUGGACUGGCGAGAGCCUGAUAACACCUUCCUCCCAGCGACCGACGAGGAAGCGAAGCAAUCCGGGCCGGACGGCACCCAGCAGCACCCGACCAUGAAUGCGCCCAAGCUCCCCGAGGUCGUCUUCAUGGCCAAGCUCGAUCCGCCAGUGACGGUGACUUAUAGUGUAGGACACCAGCUCUACCAGCUGAUCGGGCUGACGCCAGCGGCCGAGUACAACCUCGUCACCUUUGAUGCCCUGAACUUCCCCAUCGCGCCGGGGACGAACCACGACCCCAGCGAGCCCCGCAGGAUCGUCUGCCACAAAGAGGUCCACGUCAAGACGGGCGCGGGCGCGGGCGCGAGCAUGCACAAGGCGACGCACAAGAACCAGCUCUUUAUCUACAAGCCCGUGUACGGCAAGACGCUUGAGGAGCUGCCGUUCUCGCACCCGAACCAGCUCAUCCGCAUGCUGCCCACGCUGAGGCAGUACACCUUCCUGGCCACGCUGCUCGAGAAGAGCUUCGACACGCGGAUGGGCGAGGUCUUUGAGAAGACGGCCGACGAUGCGGCCAAGGAGGAGGAGGAGAAGAAGAAGAAGAAGAAGGAGGAGGAGACGGUGGAGACUACGACGGUGCCGGACGAGUUCUUCAAGUUCAUGUCCAAGUCCAAGAACGACAACCUAGCCGAGGGGACGGCUGGGGCGCGCGACAGCAGCUGCGCGAUGGAUAUCUCUAGCGACGACUACGACGACCCGAGGAGGAUCGUAAACGGCGACGAGGACAAGGUCGACCUGCAGAUGGACGUCAUGCUGACGGCGCACCCCGUGCCCCGCCUGCAAGUCACCUUCCCGCUCAGGGACGGCGAGACGGCCGACGUCAUGCUCGAGAUCCGCGCCAACGGGCUCGUCCACGUCGUCUCGCAGAACAUACUGCCCGGCGGCGACGGCGGCGACGACGACGACGACGAAGAUGCCGAUAUGUGGGGAGGAGGAGGAGGAGGAGCCGGCGAUGGAGGCGGCGGCGGGGACGGCGCGAUGGGCAAGGGCAAGGACAAGGCGGCGGAGAGGCCGCAGCUCAAGCCGCAGGACCUCGGCCGCCUGCUCGAGCGGUGCGAGGACCUGGGCGUCUGGUGCGAGUGGAUCCGGCGCCGGCUGGCCUGA
This is a messenger RNA of Thyridium curvatum, 2292 nucleotides long. RefSeq lists its product as uncharacterized. The transcript is spliced from 2 exons. Bases 1 to 2292 code for a protein of 763 amino acids. The record is from RefSeq and is a predicted model, not a curated record. Gene Ontology annotation, cellular component: mediator complex. NCBI's taxonomy places the organism in Eukaryota, Fungi, Ascomycota, Sordariomycetes, Thyridiales, Thyridiaceae. Gene Ontology annotation, molecular function: transcription coregulator activity. Gene Ontology annotation, biological process: regulation of transcription by RNA polymerase II.